Molecule: messenger RNA, 523 nt
Organism: Notodromas monacha
Lineage: Eukaryota; Metazoa; Arthropoda; Ostracoda; Podocopida; Cyprididae
Source: the annotation of a GenBank genome assembly
UUUCUAUAGCGAAUCCCAGUAUGAAGUUUCAGCCACAAACUCUGAAUGGCCAUCGACGGUCUACUGUGACACUCUAUUUGGAAAAUAUGGAAAAAUCAUGAGUAAAACAUUUGGAGCAAUGGCGGAAACCGACGAAGAAAGACGAAGCAUAUUGGCAAGAGAGUUCACCAAGGUCAAUAUUUAUUUUGAAACCUUCAAAGUUACAAACAUUGGAGAGGAUGCCAAAUAUGAUUUUUCGAAAACUUUGAGUGACUUGGGAGGAGCAGCAGGGCUCUACUUGGGAAUCUGCGUGGUUACUCUACUGGAAAUCCUUGAGCUGAUUUUGUCUUUGUGCAAAUCUUCGAUCCGUUUCCUGUGCUGCAGAUCAUCGGGAAAAAUGCAGGAUAAGACUACAAUGGGAAAUGUAACCCACCUGCAGGCCUCUCUGGGGCUCUGUGGGAGGGAGAGGAGUGUCAAGAGGUCAUUUCUGCUUUGCACUCAAGAGCGGGAGCGGGAUUCCCACGGGGUGCAUCACGCGAUAUGA